CGACGAGACUACAGUUAGUCAGAAGCUCUUCGGUUUUGUUGAAAUUGACGACGACAAAGAAGAACCCGGAGGUGAAUAUUUUCAUAAACUUCUUUGAGGCCCAGGAGAACCAAAAUUGGAUCUGAGCCGUGCAAGCUGCAAGUACAAGGUAUCCAAGAAUAAAUGGAUCAAAAGACUGCUGCAGACGAUCCACAUGAAGGCUUAAAAGAACCGCCUCCCUUGAUUCAAGGUACUGUCCAUCAGUUACAUCCCAACUACACAGCCUCUAGUGGAUCUAGUAUCAUCGCUCCUGUGAUCACUGAUUCUGUCAGCAACAGCAUCAACAUCAUCAUCUCAAAAGAUCAAGAGUUGCUCUCAUCAAAAGAUGCAUCUAACUCUGCCGCUGCAAGCAAAUGUGAUGCUCCUCAACCACAUCACAUCAUUAAAGAGUGUCAACAGAAACUGAAAGCUGCUCUGAUUAGAAGGUUCAGCCAUUUAGUUGAGGGAAGGAUUCUUGAUGUAAACAAAGUCCUUCUGGAUGAGAUCUACACUAAUCUCUACAUCACUGAAGGGGGGACCAGCGAUGUGAAUAACGAGCACGAGAUGAGAAAAAUUGAGAUGGUGCCCAGGAUGAACGUGACCCAGGAGAAACUGGUCCACUACAAUCAACUCUUCGAUGGUGUGGCAGGACAAGAACAGUCACUCAGAACAGUGGUCACAAGGGGAGUAGCUGGUAUUGGUAAAACCAUUUCUGUAAGUAAAUUUGCUCUGGACUGGGCUGAGGAGAGGGCAAAUAAGAAUCUGGACUUUGUCUUCCCCCUCUCUUUUCGAGAACUGAACCUGAUGAAAAACAAACUGCUCAGUCUGGAAGAGCUCCUUUCUGUAUUUUUCCCGGAAACAAGAGCCACAGGAAUCUUCACAAAUGAUAGCUACAAAAUACUCUUCAUCCUGGAUGGUCUGGAUGAAAGCCACCUGAUGUUGCAAUUCCAAUCUUCUGAAAUCGUAUCGAAUGCCGCACAACAAGCCACGAUUGAUGUGCUCCUGACAAACCUCAUCAGGGGGCGACUCCUUCCUCAUCCGGGGGUAUUUGUUUGGAUAACUUCACGACCAGUAGCUGCCAGUCAGAUCCCAGCGGAGUUAAUCCAUCUAUUGACCGAGGUCCGUGGGUUCAACGGCCCACAGAAAGAUGAAUAUUUUCUGAAGAAAAUAAGAAACAAGAGUGUCGCACUCCAAAUAAUCUCACAUGUGAAAUCCUGCAGAAGCCUUCACAUUAUGUGCCACAUACCAGUCUUCUGCUGGAUGGCAGCAAGUGUCCUUGAGAAGAUGUUCUCAUCCACAAAUAGUAAGGACAUACCAAGGACGCUUACACAAAUGUACCUCCACUUUCUGGCCUUGCAAGUGGAAGACGUGAAACUGAGGGAACACGGAAGGAGAGGGUCAAUUGUUGACUGUGUCAAAGCAGACAUCCUCUCAAUGGGUAAACUUGCCUUCAAACAGCUUGAAAAGCACAACCCGAUCUUCUGUGAAACGGAUCUCCUACAGUAUGGUAUAGACAUCUCACAGGCAUCCAUGUUCUCGAGCAUCUACACACAGAUCUUUAAUAGCGAGCCGAUGUUGUUCAAGGAUAAGAUGUUCUGCUUUGUACACUUGAGUGUUCAGGAAUUCUUUGCUGCAUUGUACGUCUUCAUGAUGUUCAACAACGAUAAUGUCAACAUCUUAAUCAAAAAGACUCCCUUCACAAGAGUCCGCAGUUCUUCAGAGGUCAUCCUCUACAAAAAAGCAGUGAACAAAGCUCUGGACGACGACAGUGGACAUUUUGACAUCUUUCUUCGCUUUCUUUUGGGCCUGUCACUGGAAUCCAACCAGGCUAUCAUGAAACAUCUGAUUACCACCAACAGAACAAACCAAAAGACAAGACCACAGAUCAUUAAAUACAUAAAGGACAAGAUUGGAGCCACUAAACCGACAGACAGAUGUCUCAAUCUCUUCCACUGUCUCAAUGAGCUCAACGACCAAUCUCUUGUAAAAGAGAUUCAGAGAUUUCUCACCUCAGAUGGUCUAUACAUGGUCAAACCUUCACCUGCCCAGUGGGCCACACUGGUCUUUGUGCUGCUGACAUCAGAGGACGCACCGAGUGUGUUUGAACUGAGCAAGUACACCAAAUCAGAAGAAGGACUUCUGCGAUUGCUGCCUGUCCUCAAAGUGGCCAAAGUGGCAAGUCUAAAUGGAUGCAACCUGACAGAGUACUGCUGCCAAACUUUGGGGAACUGCAUCAGUUCCUCCCAAAUCACAGAGCUGGACCUGAGCAACAACAACAUCAAGGAUCCAGGGAUAAAACUGCUCUCUGCUGGACUGAAGAACAGCAAGCUGGAGACACUCAGACUGAGGAGCUGCUCCCUGACGGAGAAAAGCUCAGACACUCUGGCUUCAGUUAUCAGCUCAGCCUCCUGCCAAAUGAAAGUGCUGGACCUGACCGACAACGACCUGCAGGACAUCGGAGUCAAACGGCUUUCUGACUCACUCAGUAGUCCUCUGUGCAAACUGGAAAUACUCCAUUUGUGCUUAUGCAGAGUUGGAGAAGAAAGCUGCAUCCCCCUGGCAGAUGCUCUGAAGUCCUCCAGUCUGAGAGAGCUGGAUCUGAGCUACAACCACCCGGGAAGCUCUGGUUGGAAGCGUCUGUCCGAGCUGCUUGCCGACCCACACUGCCGUCUGCAGAAGCUCAGUGCGGGAUACUGUGGGGAACCCAGGAUUCAUCCACCGCCAAAAAAAUAUACCUGUGAGCUGACACUGGACCCGAACACGGCACACAUGGAUCUUGUUUUGUCACAUGGGAACAAGAAGGCAAUACGGGUCCUGAAGACGUCGUGCCCUGACGACUGUCCGGAGAGGUUUAACUUCUGGAGGCAGGUCCUCUCCAUGGAGCAUCUCACAGGCCACUGUUACUGGGAGACAGAAUGGAGCGGCAAAGUCCUUGUAGGUAUCGCCUACGGAAGGAUGUGCAGGAAAGGAGAGAGUCAUGAAAGCUGGCUGGGCCGGAAUGAUUCCUCAUGGGGCUUGAACUGCAACAAAGAUGCCUACUCUGUGUUACACAAAGGCAAGGAGCUUAAACUACCUGUCAGACCCAGAUCUAAUAAAGUCGGUGUCCAUGUGAACGGGAUGGCAGGGACUGUGUCCUUCUUUGAGGCCUCCCAUGACCCACCAACUCUACUGCACACCUUCUCCAUACCUUUUACUGAGCCUGUGUAUGCUGGGGUUUGGUUUGGUUGGUUGGAUUCCACCGUGCACUUGUGUUAACUAUGAUCUAGACAAGGCAAGGAGUUUCCAAGAAACACUAAUAUGGAGCCUGAAUAAUCUACGUUGAAUGGUCUAUGAUGGUACUGCUCAAUCUUUGUCCUCAGGAGCCAAAAUACUGCACAUUUUGAGCCAAAUCAGGUGUGUUCUGUAAUUCAGUCUGAGUAGAUUGGAGACAAAUGGAAACCAAACAGUACAUUGGGAGAAGGUGGUGGGUUGGGCAUGAAGGGUCAAGACGGUGCAUGUUUUUCUUGCUACACUGAUCACAACUUCAAACUGAGGGGAGGAGCUCCUCUGUAUCAUCUGUGAACAGUUGCGAAGAAAUCCUGCACACUCUUGGCCAUAGAUACUCUCUAUAUAUGGUCUUGAUCCUUCAUACUACACUGCUGCCCAGGGCAUGUAGAAUAUAUAGGUAGAUCUUUAAGUUUUUCGACAGUAUAUUUAAUUUAGCUACGUGAGCCAUUGUGUAAAUAUAAACAUUAGCUCAGGAAUCAGGUUGGGAUAUGACAGCACUGUUUUUGCUGUCCAUUUUCAAUGGACAUUUGACUGCCAUUAUACAGGGUGGUGUGGUAUUCCGUUAGAAAAUGUCAACUUGCCAAGACAUCUAAAUUCCCUAUUAGUGAUUGUAAUUGGCUAAAGCUGGUAGCAUCUCUGAGCCAACAUAAUGUUUGACAGCAGUCACUGGAUGGAAAAAAAAUUAGUACAAUGGGGAAAUUCCAAAAAGCUCUAUGUAGAUGUCAUAGAUUUAUACAUCAGGAAUGUCUCUUGGACCCAACAGUCGCAGAUUCCAAGAUCAUCAGUUAAGUUACAUUGCCUGGAAGAACACUUCCUCAUCUGAGAGGUUGGUUUUUAUGGUCAAGAACAACACAGAAACCACCAUCCCACAGGCCUGCCAUGAAGUGGAAACUACAGAGACACGAGUGUCGGAACACCAUGGACUGAGAGGCUGCCAUCCAAGAAAGAAGCCUCUGAUCCAGAAUGAGCACCUUCGCGCUCAAGUUUGCAGCUGACCACAUCAACACAUAAAAUAAACCUUAUGGACACAACAGCCAGCUAGCUGAAGAACUGUCUGUGUGUAACACUGCAUGGAAUAUUGCUACUCGGAAAGUACAGCAAUAUCCUGCAAUUUACUUGUAAAAACACCUGCUGGGCCAAUCCCUGGGCUGCACAGUUGAAACAGCAUAUCAACACAGGAACCACAUGGUUUUCAGGUCUAAGAGAACAAUGUGAGCGUUAAAGCUAACCAGCUUUAUCACUUUCUGAAAGUUGGACAUGAGAAAAUGUUUAAAACUUCCAUGUAUUUCUGCACGUUCACGCGUCUCACUCAAGGAUCUGUUGGUUGUUCUGCUCAGGCUGCACUUUUUGUUUUACUACACGAUGACAUGGAAUGGCCAAUGUUUUUAAAGGACUUUCCAACAAUACAUUUUAAUCAUGUUUUAAGGUCCUACAAAUGAUAUUCCUAGGGGUGCGCAUAACUGGUACUCAUGUUGUGUGCUAAAAAUCAUUGAUGCACAGCAUACAGCACACAGAGGGAAACACUAUUCCUACAAUCUGUCAUUGCUUUCCUCCUAUGAAGUGCU
Messenger RNA from Thalassophryne amazonica, 4850 nucleotides. Its product is annotated as NLR family CARD domain-containing protein 3-like. The record is from RefSeq and is a predicted model, not a curated record. Bases 163 to 3273 code for a protein of 1036 amino acids. Lineage: Eukaryota; Metazoa; Chordata; Actinopteri; Batrachoidiformes; Batrachoididae. The transcript has 10 exons. Gene Ontology annotation, molecular function: protein binding.